Anopheles coustani is the source of this 3531-nucleotide messenger RNA. RefSeq lists its product as uncharacterized. The record is from RefSeq and is a predicted model, not a curated record. The transcript has 5 exons. Bases 1 to 3531 code for a protein of 1176 amino acids. Lineage: Eukaryota; Metazoa; Arthropoda; Insecta; Diptera; Culicidae.
AUGGGACUGAAUGUGCUGGUCUUUUGCCUAACUUUUUUGGCGGUCCUGAGACUCUCGACGGCGGAAAACCCAUCCUUUCGUAUCAUCGCCCCGGAGUUCAUCUGUCACCCGGAACGAUCCCGGGGAAAUUCGGUCAGCAAUACCACGGACAGUAUCCAGCGGAACUCGUCGGAACCAGUGGCGAACCCAAGGCAGCUUACGAUCGGCUUUCAAACGAAAGGAGGCCAACGAUUACACUACCGCGUGACGACGUACUUCAAGCUCCUGGAUGGAUUCGUCAGCCAGCGGCACACGCUGGGUCUAUGGCGGGCCGUGCGCCUUCUGGAGCAGAGAAUUCGGCGCGAUCGGGACCUGAUCGCCGACAGCGGUCAGCUGGCGAUGAACACCGACGAGCUGGUCCCGGGUGCCGUGUACGUAUUCGGCGUAGUUGGCGUGACGGACGAUGGGACGGUGAGCGACGAGCAGAAUUUCACCAUGACCUACCGCAGUCAAGAGCAGGGCGCAUCGUUCGAAUCCUUUGACGGUGCGGCGUCCAGCAACGAUGAUGUGUCGCUGUUGCUGCUUGGUUCCGAAACCGCCUACGCAGAUAUGGAGUACAGCGUGACGGCACAGCUUAUCUUCUGCCGUCGCCGAACGGACUACUUCUUCCGAUGGUCUAUCGAAGGGUUGGACGAGCCUUCCGUGCAUGUCAGCAUGGAACGCUCCGAGACGCUUCGGGUACCGGCGGAUAGUUUUACUCCCGGUCACACCUACGGUAUCCACGUGGAGGUGCACACAUCAUCCGGCGAACAGGGCAUCCUAACGAUGACUCGCAUGAAGGUGACGAUUCUGCAGAGGCAAACAACGUUGGUACUGGUUCCCUCCGAGGCGGUCGUGGGUAUCAAUCAACCAACUCAGAUCAAAGCUCAUAUAACCGGUGGACGACCAGAUCUCGAGACCAAGUGGACGUGUCUCCGUGAAGAGGGUGACACGAAGGAAUGUGAAGACAUGAUGGAAAUUGGUGACGCAGCAACCACCGCCACCUUCUUUAAGGUAGGCAAUUACUCCAUCACGGCAUCAACCAGCGGGAUCGGAACGGAUGUGGCAAGUAACACCCUCCUUUCAGUUAACUCGAAAGUUCUUCCUUCGGUAAGGUUACUGGAGUGGUCCCAAUAUCCGGCUGUGUCCGGUGCACCCUUUCGAAUGCUCGUCAGUGUUUCCGGUCUCGUACCCAAGUGUCAAUCCAACUGGACCGUAUUGCGUGAGGAUGGUUUUGCGUACUUUGACCCCUCGGAGAUUCCAGCAGAAGCCGACGUUGAAAAAGGAUCGCUGGGGAAUUUCUACAUACGCGACAUUGAAGAGAACUUUCUCUCAGAGCUCGUCGACUACGGCAAUGACACGGUGGUAAAGGACAUUGUCCUCUCCAUACCAGGAGCCGACACUGGUGUGGACCGCUCUUGGAAAGGACUGGAACCGGAUGUACGUUACAAAUUCCGUCUGGAAACGAAGUGCCCUGAACCAAUCGAUUAUGAUCAAUCCAUCACAGCGCAACAGGAACGAAAGUUGGUCGAAAGCCACUGGACCUUUGUACUGGAAACAAACGGUGCCCCCCAAGCACCAGCGGUCGAAGUGACUCCGGUAGGGAAUGGAACAGCGCUGGAAACGGUGUUUCAAAUUAUUUCUGGUUUAGCGAAGGACUCCAAGCAGGACUACCCGUUGCGAUACAGUUUCUGGUAUGUUGCGGAUGGUGUGGACAUAAACGUGGGUUCGUUUUACGAAAUUACGUCUGCCGAGACGGUCCUUCCGUACACCAGGAACGGAACCGUCCGCACGUACGUUGUGGUUUGUGAUUCCCGGGAGGCAUGCACCAAAGCGGAUGGUCCAGAGGUGCACAUUGUCUUGGGGAAGGAACCUUCGGAUGAGGAGAUUUCAUUUGCUCUCGGGUCCAUCGAUGGUUUCUUCGACAGACUGAACCUCAGGGAGGCGCUGAAGGUUGCCUUCGAGUUGCUGGUCACUCUGCGCAAUCAAAAUUCUCCCCGCUACGCUGGCACAUACCAACGGUUUGUGGAUAUCUUCCGGCAAGCGGUAGUUCGGGUCGGGAAAAUGUACACUGAAACGACGUUCCUUUCGGAGGCCACGAUUCAACAAUUUAUCAUGCAGGCGAAACCCAUCCUCGAUCUAGAGGAAGCGUCCAACCAUGAGCUCUUUCAACAGCUGUUGGAACUUAUGGAACCACCGGGCGUGGCAGAGUCGGUCCCUCGCAGACGCAAACGAUCAACGGCCCCAGUGCAAGCAUCGGCUAGUGUGGCCAAAAUCAGCAACAAACUAUAUCUGAUGGAAGGCAUGACCGCUUCGAGUAACGUGUCCGUUGCUCGAGAGUCCCGUACGGCGCUGCUGAACUACGUCCAUCAGGCGGCCAAGGAGUACUGCAUGAGCGUGUCCUAUCACGAAUACGUUGGACAGUUGAUCACGCUGACGGUGAACCGACAUCGGAGUUUGUCGGAGGUUAACUUUCAACAGUUUGAAAUUACCAACAAGGUUCUGCUUCGCGUUCCCCCUCGCCGGUCCGAAUUCAGGGAUGCCUUCCCGGAGACGGAAUACUUCUGCGUCGGGCGCGUUUACUACGCACGGGAUAUUUUCGUGGAGCGAGCGGUACACGAGCUGGAUUUAGGAUUCUACGAAACCUUUCUCCUGUCGAUCGAGAAGGGUGGCAUGUGGACGCUGAUAAGCUGGAGGAGUGAUUAUUUCCUCUGGUCGCUGGAUGGGCGUCAGCUGCCGAACGUUACGUGCCAAUUGCGAGAGGAUGAUGUGUGGACUGGAAAACAUUGUAUAACGACGGAGACACCCACCGAUGAAGUCCUAUGCAACUGUACCAAGAUGGGUUACUUGAGGCUAUCUAAUGAAACUGAGCCGGAGUUAGAUACCUCUUGGUCCACCACAGAUAUGUUUUCGACGGAAGCAGUUACGACUGCAGAGACUGUGCCAGAAUCUACAGCGGCAUCCAGAAUGGAAAGCACUUCAAAUUCGGCAGUUAUAGAAACAUCAUCAACACCAGCAAUAACCACAAACCUAGUGCGCACCAGCACGCCGGGUGUUGCAAGCACUACGGAAAGUGACAUGGUAACACUUCCCUCUAGAGCUGACGCGUCCACCACCCCUCAGAGCGUCACCGAGCACGUGACCCUUGAGCCACCAUCGACAAAUGGAACCUCUCUUACCGAGCACGGUCCCAGUCCGUUGCAAGCUGGCGACAUUUCCGGCAGUGGAAAGGCACUGGCACCUACCGGCGAACCAUUGCAUAAUCGACCGAUGGCAACGUCGUCCAUCGCGUACACAAUACUGGGGGCCCUCGGUAUCAGCACGUUGCUGAUGGCGGUGCUAACCGUUGCCUAUCGCCGCCGGCGGGUUGUAUUGCGCCUGGCAGACGAGCUACACACCGUGCCGAAUCGGGCACGAACGCAAUCGCCACAUGUGAGGUACGCGCGAUUUCAGGACGAACACAACAUGACCGGCGAUAACGUCUCGACCAUUUCGGAUGUACUAACGAUCUAA